Messenger RNA from Geodia barretti, 822 nucleotides. The record is from the annotation of a GenBank genome assembly. NCBI's taxonomy places the organism in Eukaryota, Metazoa, Porifera, Demospongiae, Tetractinellida, Geodiidae.
AUGAAUCUGAUCGAACUUUUCCACCUGGACCGGCUCACCUGGUCCUCGGCCAUCGACAUUCUCAUCGUCAGCAUUCUGAUCUACCACGUCCUGUUGCUGAUCCGCGGGACGCGCGCGGUUCAAAUGGCGCUCGGAGUGGGAUUUCUGGUGCUCUUCUAUUACGUGACCCUCUGGUUCAACCUGGAGACCGUUCAAUGGAUCAUGACCACCAUUCUUCCUUAUUUCGUGGUCGGGAUCAUUGUGUUGUUCGCGGCUGAGAUUCGCCGGGCUCUGGCCAACAUCGGCAAAAACCCGCUGCUGAGAAAAUUCUCCCCAAAUCCGGUCAUGGGGGCCUACGAUGAGAUCGUGCUGGCGGCUACCGCCCUUUCCACCCAACGCGUCGGGGCACUGAUCGUCAUCGAGCGCGAGAUGGGACUCAAGAACUAUAUGGAGAGCGGCGUGGCCGUCGAUGCCGCGCUCUCCUACGAUCUGCUGGUGAGCAUCUUCUCGCCGGGGGCUCCCCUCCACGACGGAGCCGUUAUCGUGCAAAAGGAUCGGAUCACGGCGGCUGCCUGCUUUUUGCCCCUCACCCUCAACCCCAGUCUGAGCAAGAAGUUGGGGACCCGACAUCGGGCAGCCAUCGGCGUCACUGAAGAGUCGGACGCCGUGGUGGUGGUGGUCUCUGAAGAGACUGGAAUCAUCUCCACCGUAGUGGGCGGCGACAUUCAAAGAAACCUGGACGGGCCGUCGCUGCGCCAGCAUUUGGCCAGCAUCUUUGCGGUUGCCGACUCGGCGCCGGCGGCGCCCGCAUCCCAACUCUCCCCGGUCGCGGAAGGCAAAUGA